Molecule: messenger RNA, 2093 nt
Organism: Oryzias latipes (Japanese medaka)
Lineage: Eukaryota; Metazoa; Chordata; Actinopteri; Beloniformes; Adrianichthyidae
Gene: ppm1ka
Product: protein phosphatase, Mg2+/Mn2+ dependent 1Ka
Biological process (GO): protein dephosphorylation
Molecular function (GO): cation binding; protein serine/threonine phosphatase activity
Source: RefSeq, a predicted model, not a curated record
CCCUUCGGCACUCUCAGCUUCCACAGGGCCCGUGACGCCUGGAGGCAGCUGGUGGAGCCCGUCAGGACACCUGUAGCCGAGGAAACUGAACGUAUUUAAAAACCAAAGAAGUAGACCGUCUGUCCAGGUGGUUCCUAUUCUUGGGAAGUCUCCACAGCUGCUAAAGACACAGUCAUGUCACCUGCAGUGUUGAUGAACCUUCUGCGCUGCGGUCGGGUCUCUGUCUCCAGACACGGCGCCCUCUCCGCUCGCUCCUCCCCCGAAACCUCCACACCAUCUGGGCAGAUGGGCAGAGCCAUGUUGGGGAUCAUGGGGGUGCGUCAGGCCAGUGGAUCCACCCGAUUUGAUCCAGACAACAGUGGGCGACCGCUGACAUGGGACUCCUUUGGAAUUUGGGACGAUCGCAUAGAAGAACCAAUUCUGCUGCCCUCCAGUAUCAAAUAUGGAAGACCUAUUCCACAGGUCAGUCUGUCUCGGGUCGGCAGCACGUCUGUUGUUGGCCUCAGGAAGCAGAACGAGGACAGACUCCGCAUCGCCCGUUUCCAUGACAGCCUGCUUUACUUUGCUGUGUUUGACGGUCAUGGUGGCUCAUACGUGGCAGACUACUGCCAGACUUACAUGGAGAAAUUCAUCAGAAAUGCUUUGGAAGAGGACGAUGACCUGGAAAAAGUCUUAAAGAAAGCCUUCUUAGAUGUUGAUAAGGCUCUUCACACCCACCUCUGCCUCUUCAAUGAUGCUUCUUUCUUGACCGCCGGAACCACAGCAACAGUUGCUAUGCUACGUGACAGCCAUGAGCUGGUGGUGGGCAGUGUUGGUGACAGUCGGGCUGUGCUUUGCAGGAAGGGACGAGCCAAAAAGCUCACGAAAGACCACACACCCGACCGCAAAGAUGAGAGACAACGGAUCCAGAGGUCUGGGGGGUUCGUAACAUGGAAUAGUGUAGGCCAAGCCAAUGUUAAUGGACGUCUUGCUAUGACACGCAGCAUUGGAGACUUCCACCUUAAAUCCAUUGGAGUGAUUGCAGAGCCGGAAACACAAAGACUCAACAUCCACCAUACCAGCGACUCCUUUUUAGCUUUGACCACGGAUGGAAUCAACUUCCUGUUGAGUGACCAAGAAAUCUGUGAUAUCAUCAGUCAGUGCCACGACCCAACAGAGGCUGCAGAUGUCAUUGCUCAGCAGGCGCUGCAGUACGGCUCAGAGGACAACGCCACCAUCGUCAUCGUUCCACUGGGGGCCUGGGGCAAACACAAAAGCUCCACCGCCAUCUACAGCAUGAGCAGGAACUUUGCCUCCAGCGGGAGAUGGGCGUGAACACAACGCCGUUACGACAGGAGCAGCUAACGGGCUAAAGUCAACCACAAACCACAGCUACUUCCUUCAUGUCGCCCCUCUGAAGCACGUAGAGAUGCUUCACUGCUGUUGGAUCGGUCAACAGUGUAAAUAGUGUAUUAUAAUAAUCCAUGCUGUACAUAGAGAUUUGCUGCCGUGUUUGUUCACUGUGUCGUUUGUAUGUUUGCUUGUUGAUAAAAUACUUCGACAUUUCCCCAAAACUAAGAAGGUCAGUGACUUCAAAGGGUUUAAAAUCUUCUUAAAACACAGAAUCAUAAAAUAUGUAAAUAUUCCUAAAGAAAGCUUAAUGUCAGACUAACUGUCCAGACUUCUGACUUUAUGCACACAGGAAGAAAAUAGUUUCCCUUCUAUAUUUUUAUAAGUAGUUUAUUUUCAUAUUUUUGUAGGUCUUGAUUUGGAUUGAUGUAGAUGACGGAUCGCAGAGCAGAAACCAACCAGGAUCCAUUAGUUUACGUCCGUUUUUUCCUUUUACUUUAAUUUGUUUUCGGCUGUAAACCAACCAACUACUAAAGCCCAAACGAAGGGAAACACACAACUAGGAUGUUACACACAUCAACAUUAAGGUGGAAGGUGUGACGCCGUCUGCAAACAGAUCCAGAGAACAUGCAGAUGGUCUGUAACUGUAGCAUCAAUCAUGAAAGACUGGUGUCAAAGCCAGUUUGUCAGAGCGGUUCAUCGGGAGAAAGUCAUGGCAGAAAUGUGUCGGCUGUGGAAAUAAAGCUACGAUUCCUGAGAAUCCA